Messenger RNA from Mytilus californianus (California mussel), 3127 nucleotides. Its product is annotated as digestive cysteine proteinase 1-like. NCBI's taxonomy places the organism in Eukaryota, Metazoa, Mollusca, Bivalvia, Mytilida, Mytilidae. Gene Ontology annotation, biological process: immune response. The record is from RefSeq and is a predicted model, not a curated record. Gene Ontology annotation, molecular function: cysteine-type endopeptidase activity. The transcript has 10 exons. Gene Ontology annotation, cellular component: lysosome. The coding region runs from base 34 to 1680 and encodes 548 amino acids.
CUAGCAUGUGACAAGCUUUUGUCACACUUCAAAAUGGUAGAAAUGCUGAAAGAAGUACAGUUUGCAGUCUGUAUAGUUUUAUGCUUUGGUGUAUCCUUCAGCACCAAAGCCACAGCACCGAAUUGGAAUGCAUUAACUUACACUGUAGAGGGAACGCUACAACUGCCAUAUGCUGAGAUCAAUGAACCAUUUUCAGCUUAUUAUGAUGCCAAAAAUAACAAAAGCAGAAUAGAUUAUUAUGGCGGUAUGGUUAUUACUAUACAGAGAUCAGAUAUGACAAAGUUUGGUGUAAGUUACAAACUGGCUCCCAUGUCAACAGAGAAACAAUUGAAUAUGGAUAUGUGUUUCCAAGUCAACGGAACAAACAACGAUGAUGCUGUUACGAUCCAGUCCAUUCUACCAGAUCUCACAGGAUUUAAUAUGAUUGGUGUGGAGAUGAAGAGUGGUAAUAAUUGUACAAAGUGGCAGAAAGUUGAUGUCCAGGGAAAAAAGAAAAAUGUUUACACAAUGUGGGUAGGACCAGAUGGUAAAAUGCCAGUUCGUUAUGAGAUGUUUGGAUAUGACUCACUGCUUGGCUCACAUUAUGACAAAUAUUAUCUGGAUUAUAUCAAUUUUGGAACAAAUGACAUAUCAUCCUCAAAAUUUGAUCCACCAGCAAACAUGACAUGUGGAGGAUUCCCUGGUCCAGGAAUAAAAGAACAUAGAAUCAUGAUGAACCCAAUGAGAGAAUAUAUAAACAAUGACCAAACACAUAUUGACCAAAUGUUUGGCUUCUAUAAAAAUCAACACAGUAAACAAUACCCCUCAGUAGAGGAGCAUGAGCAGAGAAAACAUAUAUUUAGACAUAAUGUUAGAUUUAUCCACUCUAAGAACAGAGCUGGUUUAACAUACAGACUUGCUGUCAAUCACCUUGCAGAUAAAUCAUCAGAAGAACUGAAAUUAAUGAGAGGAUUUAGAUAUACACCUGGUAACCAUGGCGGUCUACCAUUUGAAAAAUCCAAAUAUAACUUAAAAGAUGUUCCAGCCAAUCUUGAUUGGAGAUUAUAUGGUGCUGUAAAUCCUGUCAAAGACCAGGCAGUGUGUGGAUCCUGUUGGAGUUUUGGAACAACAGGGACAAUAGAGGGAGCUUAUUUUCUUAAGACAGGAAAUCUGGUGAGAUUAUCACAGCAAGAAUUGAUGGAUUGUUCCUGGGGAGAAGGUAACAAUGCCUGUGAUGGAGGGGAAGAUUUCAGAGCUUACCAGUAUAUCAUGAAAAAUGGUGGUUUAACAACAGAGGAACAAUAUGGUGGUUAUUUAGCUCAGGAUGGUCAAUGUAGAAAAGACAAAGUGACUCCUGUUGCUAAAUUGAAGAACUAUGUAAACAUUACAAAUAAUGAUGAACAAGCAUUGACAUUUGCUAUUGCCCACAUGGGACCAGUUUCUGUGGCUAUUGAUGCUUCCCAUUUGUCAUUGUCAUUCUAUGCUAAUGGUGUAUAUUAUGAACCCAAAUGUGGAAAUAAACCUGAUGAUUUGGAUCAUUCCGUUCUAGCUGUAGGAUAUGGGACAAUGAAUGGACAAGCUUAUUGGUUAAUUAAGAAUUCUUGGUCAACAUACUGGGGAAUGGAUGGUUAUGUACUAAUGUCUCAAAAAGACAAUAAUUGUGGAGUAGCUACUGAUGCUACAUAUGUUAUCAUUGAAUAAAUAUUCAUUUAAAUAAUAUAUAUUAAAUAGAAUCUGUGUUUCUGAUGAAAAUGUAAUGAAUCAAAUUAAAUUUACAAAGUGAAACUGUAAUUUCAUGUUCUAGAAUUUAUACAACAGUGUAAAGGGUUUCUUUUCUGAGGUAUCUUUUUUAGAAAAGGGAUUACAAGGAUAAUUUCAUUGUUUACCAGAAACACAGAUCAAAUGAGAACUUCACUUCAAAUCAAAGUUAAACUGUGAUAAAUAAUACUCUUAUAGUGCUGAUUUUUAUAUUGAAAUAGAAAUUUCUUGUAAAGUUAUUGGUUAUUUUUACAGAUAAUAAAACUAAUAGUUAGGUUUAGGGUUUGGAUUAGGGUUAGGAAUAGUUUUAUUAUCUGUAAAAAUAACCAAUAACUUUACAAGAAAUUUCUAUUUUAAUAUACGGCCUUGGGAGAACACUGAACUAUUAAAUGACUUAAUCAACAGUCUUCAAUUACAUUGUAAUUUCCAUUUUGUUUCUUUAUGGUUUUUUUUCCUUUAAAAAUAAAGAGAGAAGUGUUUAAAUGCCAUAUUUUGCUUAAAGAUGAAGCAUACCAUAAUUUACAGAUAAAAAGAUAAGACUUAAGAUAUUUUAUGAAUACAAGUGAAAAAACAUAUAUGAUAGAAAAGUAAAGGAAAAUGUGGCAUAUUACUGUCAUAGGAAGCAACUAUUUUUUUUAGGGGAGUUGCAUCAUUUUUACCUUGUUAGCACCAUUUUUGCCAUUAGAAAAUUGUAAUGGAAUGGUCACAUAAAACUAUAUUUAUAUCAGGCAUCUAAAUUUAGAUGCCUGAUAUAAAUAUAGUUUUAUGUGACCAUUCAAUGAGCAUUGAAUUGCAUGUGUACAGCAGGGUACAAUUAUUUUUUUGUGAUUUUGUAUUUUUUUGAAGUGUUAUUGUAACAAUUGUUUAAAAUAUUCCAUAUACUUAUCACCUCAGCAAUCAAUAUCUAUAAUCUUAAGUACAUCAUUUUAAACAAAUCAAAAUGAAUAAAUAUAUAUUUGCAUAUCUACAGAUUUUAUAUAUUGAACAUUACAUAAAAUGCACCACCACUGUAGAUUCGUAGUAGAACUUAUUUCUUUUAUUAGACCAAAAAUUUAAAAAAAUCUUUUAAAAAUGUGUAAAUACAAUGUUUUAUUCAUCUAGAUGAUUUUUUUUUUGUUCAUAUUGAUCGGGUAAAAAUAGAUCAGCAGUGUAUUAAUUUCUUUUGGUUUUUGGUGCAAUAUAAAACAAAAUGUUUUAUAUAAAAAUAAGGAGAUGUGGUAUGAUUGCCAAUGAGACAACUAUCCACCAAAGUUCAAAUGAAGUGGAUGUAAGCAUUUAAAAAAUUAGAAAAAUAUAUAUCAUACACGUUAAUGAUGUCAUUAAAAAUUACUUUUUCAUUUUUUUUCAAAAUAAAUGAAUAAAUCUUUCCAUAUAUUGUGUUGCAUCUUUA